UACCCGUCCACACCAACCCACCUUUUUCUCUUUCUUUCUCUCUCUAAAUCAGCGCACAGUAAAUUUAGCCCAAUUUUUUCCCACCCUCUAAGUUCGCCUUUCUUUGAUUCUCUCUUCUGUUGUCGUCCAUCGAUCCGACUGGUGAGGUUUAUUUUUGUAGGGAUCGGAGGUGGAUUAGGGAAAUUGGGGGUGAUUAAUUGAGGAAUUUUGAGGUGAAUUAUAAUUACAAGGAUUCGAAGAUGUUUUUGUUGGAUUGGUUCUACGGAAUAUUGGCCUCGCUAGGACUGUGGCAAAAGGAGGCUAAGAUCUUGUUUCUGGGCCUCGAUAAUGCCGGCAAAACCACCUUGCUUCAUAUGUUGAAAGAUGAGAGAUUGGUUCAACAUCAGCCAACGCAGUACCCGACGUCUGAGGAGCUGAGUAUUGGCCAAAUUAAGUUUAAGGCUUUUGACUUGGGAGGCCAUCAGAUCGCUCGCCGAGUCUGGAAAGAUUAUUAUGCCAAGGUGGAUGCAGUUGUUUAUCUCGUGGAUGCUUAUGACAAAGAAAGGUUUGCAGAAUCAAAGAAAGAGCUGGAUGCUCUAAUAAAUAUUGCAAUGGACCUUGCUUAUCUGAGACUAAAUCUCUGCUUAAAUGCAUUGAUAGGAUGGCCUCCAACUUCCUGUUUUUGA
This is a messenger RNA of Coffea arabica (coffee), 665 nucleotides long. Its product is annotated as small COPII coat GTPase SAR1A-like. Gene Ontology annotation, biological process: intracellular protein transport. Gene Ontology annotation, molecular function: GTP binding; GTPase activity. NCBI's taxonomy places the organism in Eukaryota, Viridiplantae, Streptophyta, Magnoliopsida, Gentianales, Rubiaceae. The record is from RefSeq and is a predicted model, not a curated record.